This is a messenger RNA of Jatropha curcas, 1790 nucleotides long. Its product is annotated as alpha/beta-Hydrolases superfamily protein. The record is from RefSeq and is a predicted model, not a curated record. Gene Ontology annotation, biological process: lipid metabolic process. Lineage: Eukaryota; Viridiplantae; Streptophyta; Magnoliopsida; Malpighiales; Euphorbiaceae.
GAAAAAUACUAAAAUCUUGUACGACACCCCAACCUCUGCUUGUAACUGCCGGUGCUCUUCUUCUUGGCGCCUUCGAAUCUAUACUGUUAUUUGCUCUUUUUCAGUACAAAUAUACACUUUUCUGCUUUUUUUUCGCAUUCCUUCCUUUUUGAAGAUUUUCAUUUCCCACGUUUUUAUUUCCCUUUCAUCAUUUCUCACAUUCGAGAAUUCAAUUCCAGUACACUAAUUUCCCUUCCUUUUCAAGCUUCUGGUUUAAGUUGCAGUAAUCUUUGAUCACUAGAUGAUUCUCUGCCCCAUAUGAUAGCCGCUACUUUCCUGAUCCAAUCCCCGGAGCAAAUCGCCGUUUUGAACUUCAGUCCUCGCUCUUCCCGUGGGUUUUUCUGUUCUAUUCCUUUAGGAUUUGGAUCAAAAUUGAGUUUUGGAACCGGUAGUUGUUUGUUUUCGGCGGCGGGUCUGGGGAAGCAUAGACGGAGGAUGGGUGGCGGUUGCUUCAAGGGGGGUAAUGGGAGAGGACUUAAGAUUGAGGUCGAUGCUGGUGGCGAGACUGUUUUUGAUGCGGCGGCUGCGAAGGCGAUGGUUUCUCCAGAUCAUCUCGUUAUCAUGGUCAAUGGAAUCGUAGGGAGUUCUUCGGAUUGGAAGUAUGCUGCAGAGCAAUUUGUGAAGAAACUUCCCGAUAGAGUAAUUGUACACUGCAGUGAAUGCAACUAUUCGAAGCUGACAUUUGAUGGUGUUGAUUUGAUGGGGGAAAGGCUAGCUAAAGAGGUAUUGGCUGUUGUCAAACAUAAGCCUGAUGUGCGUAAGAUCUCCUUCGUGGCUCACUCAUUAGGCGGCCUUGUUGCAAGGUAUGCUAUUGCGAAGCUGUAUGAAGAUUUUCCAAAAUUGGGACUCCCAGGUCUUUCUGAGAAUUCCAUAGAUGAAGAACAUACGAAUUCAAUGCAAUGCUCUGACCAGCCUUCCGAAGCCAGAAUUGCUGGAUUGGAACCCAUGAACUUCAUAACAUUUGCAACACCACAUCUUGGUUCAAGAGGAAACAAACAGCUCCCAUUUCUUUGUGGUCUCUCUUUUCUUGAGAGAAGAGCAUCUCAGACUGCUCAUUUAAUUGUUGGGAGGACAGGGAAGCAUCUCUUUCUCACUGAUAAUGAUGAUGGGAAACCUCCUCUUCUCCUUCAAAUGGUCAAUGACUCUGGUGACCUAAAAUUCAUAUCAGCUUUGCGUGCAUUUAAGCGACGUGUGGCAUAUGCAAAUGCGAAUUUUGAUCAUAUGGUUGGGUGGAGGACUUCAUCAAUUAGGCGUCAGCAUGAACUUCCAAAGCCCAACUUUCUCGUGACAGAUAAAAAAUAUCCACAUAUUGUGUUUGUUGAGCAAGAAAUCACAGACGAUGGCUGCAGUAAAUCAUCUACUGUCAUCACAGACCAAACAACUGAUUUGGAAGAGGAGAUGAUAAAAGGUCUUACCCAAGUACCUUGGGAACGUGUAGAUGUUAGCUUUUACAAAAGCAGACAACGAUAUGUUGCUCAUAAUACAAUUCAGGUGAAGACAUACUGGUUAAAUUCUGAUGGUGCUGAUGUGGUUUUCCAUAUGAUAGAUAAUUUCCUUCUCUAGUUGGUCUCUCCCAGUUGGUGAUGUGAUAGUGAGAUUGUUUGCUUCUGUUUUUUGUGUAUCAUAUAAAUUUCAUAUAUAUCUAAACAUUUUUUUUUUGGUGCAAAUGAAGAGAUGUUUUUUUGGUGCAAAUGAAGAGAUGUUUGGUUUACUGUGGCAUUCUUGCAGUAUUUACCUCGAUAGUUGUUUCA